Erinaceus europaeus (western European hedgehog) is the source of this 5544-nucleotide messenger RNA. RefSeq names its product YEATS domain containing 2 (gene YEATS2). Gene Ontology annotation, molecular function: histone binding. The transcript is spliced from 31 exons. Gene Ontology annotation, biological process: regulation of transcription by RNA polymerase II; chromatin remodeling. The coding region runs from base 206 to 4522 and encodes 1438 amino acids. Gene Ontology annotation, cellular component: NuA4 histone acetyltransferase complex. The record is from RefSeq and is a predicted model, not a curated record. NCBI's taxonomy places the organism in Eukaryota, Metazoa, Chordata, Mammalia, Eulipotyphla, Erinaceidae.
GCCCCUGCCGCUGACGUGCGGUCCGCGCGGGCGGGCUCCGCCGAGCAGAGUGCUUCCGCGGGCUCCAGGGUCGCCGGCGCCUCGUGGCGGGGGUUCCUCGGCCCGGUUCGCCUGUUCCUUCACCUCCCCGGCACCUUCUCGCGGCUCCCGGAGAAGCCGGCGCGUCUGCGGGCGUCCGAGGCAAGAGUGAAGAACAAGUAUCAUCAUGUCUGGAGUCAAGAGGACAAUCAAAGAAGCCGACCCUGAUUAUGAGGAUAUUUCUGUGGCCCUUCCUAACAAGCGGCACAAAGCUCUUGAGAAUUCAGCACGAGAUGCUGCUGUGCAGAAGAUCGAGACUAUUAUCAAGGAACAGUUUGCACUUGAAAUGAAGAACAAGGAACAUGAAAUUGAAGUCAUUGACCAGCGACUCAUCGAGGCAAGAAGGAUGAUGGAUAAGCUUCGUGCCUGCAUCGUUGCAAACUACUAUGCCUCCGCAGGACUGCUGAAAGUUUCUGAGGGAUCAAAGACUUGUGAUACAAUGGUUUUUAAUCAUCCUGCUAUCAAGAAAUUUUUGGAGUCACCAUCUAGAUCAUCAUCUCCUGCCAAUCAGAGAUCAGAAACACCCUCAGCCAAUCACUCAGAAAGUGAUUCUUUAUCUCAACACAAUGACUUCUUAUCUGAUAAAGACAAUGGCAGCAGUAUGGAUGUAGAGGAAAGACUCUCGAACAAUGUGGAGCAGAGAUCCAGCCGAAAUACUGGAAGGGAAACUUCCAGUACUACCGGCUCCCAGAAAGCAGAGCAGCGGAAUGCUGAUCUCAUAGGAGAUGAGACUUCUCGACUUUUUGUAAAGAAAACAAUAGUCGUAGGUAAUGUGUCAAAGUAUAUACCUCCUGAUAAAAGAGAAGAAAAUGAUCAGUCAACUCAUAAAUGGAUGGUGUAUGUCCGAGGAUCUCGUAGAGAGCCUAGCAUUAAUCAUUUUGUCAAGAAAGUUUGGUUCUUCCUUCACCCCAGCUAUAAGCCCAAUGACCUUGUGGAAGUUAGAGAGCCGCCUUUUCACUUGACAAGAAGAGGGUGGGGUGAGUUUCCUGUCAGAGUUCAAGUUCACUUCAAAGACAGCCAAAACAAGCGGAUAGAUAUCAUACAUAAUCUGAAGCUGGAUAGAACUUACACUGGCUUGCAGACUCUUGGAGCAGAGACGGUAGUAGAUGUGGAGCUCCACCGACAUUCCCUUGGAGAAGACUCCGUGUGCCUCCCGAUGUCUGAGUCAGAUAUCUCUGACGCUCCUCCACCUCUGCCUCUGACCAUUCCAGCACCAGUGAAAGCUUCUUCACCAAUGAAACAGUCAUCACAGGAACCAGUACCUGAUACUCCUGUGGAGAAAGGAUUUCCAUCCAACACCGAAGUUGAGAGACACACUACAUUCUAUUCAUUACCGUCUUCAUUGGAACGAACACCCACCAAAGUAACAACAUCCCAGAAAGUUACCUUUUGUUCUCAUGGCAAUUCGGCUUUUCAGCCAAUAGCAUCAAGCUGCAAAAUUAUGCCACAGAGCCAGGCUCCUAAUCCUGAGUCACCUGGGAAAUCCUUCCAGCCCAUCACCAUGAGCUGCAAGAUAGUUUCAGGUUCCCCUAUAUCAACUCCAAGCCCAUCACCGUUGCCACGCACUCCGACUUCCACUCCAGUCCAUGUGAAGCAAAGUACGGCCAGCUCUGUCAUUAAUAACCCUUAUGUUAUCGUGGACAAGCCAGGACAGGUCAUUGGAGCUACCACUCCUACUACAGGAAGUCCUACAAACAAGCUCUCGACUGCAUCUCAGGCCUCCCAAGGAACCGGUUCUCCAGUUCCUAAAAUCCAUGGAAGCAGUUUUGUGACAUCUGCUGUCAAGCAGGAGGAUUCUUUGUUUGCAUCCAUGCCACCUCUUUGUCCAAUUGGGAGUCAUCCUAAGGUUCAGAGCCCCAAACCUAUAACUGGAGGACUUGGAGCUUUCACAAAAGUAAUCAUCAAGCAGGAACCUGGCGAAUCCUCUCACGUGCCCACAUCAGGAGCUGCCAGUCAGUCACCUCUCCCUCAAUAUGUGACUGUGAAAGGGGGUCACAUGAUAGCUGUGUCCCCUCAAAAGCAGGUCAUGACUCCUGGAGAAGGGACUGCUCAGUCACCAAAGAUUCAGCCUUCCAAGGUGGUUGGGGUGCCAGUUGGGUCUGCUUUACCUUCAGCCAUGAAACAGGCCAUGGCCAUCAGUGGUGGCCAGAUCCUUGUAGCCAAGGCCAGCUCUUCUGUCGCCAAAGCCGUUGGUCCAAAACAAGUCGUGACACAAGGUGUUGCCAAAGCAAUUGUGAGCGGAGGUGGAGGAACCAUUGUUGCUCAGCCAGUGCAGACCUUAACCAAGGCUCAGGUCACCACCGCUGGCCCUCAGAAGAGUGGGUCCCAGGGUUCAGUAAUGGCAACAUUGCAGCUGCCAGCCACUAAUUUGGCCAAUUUGGCAAAUCUGCCUCCCGGCACCAAACUCUACCUUACAACAAACAGCAAGAACCCCUCAGGAAAAGGAAAGCUGCUGCUGAUCCCGCAAGGCGCUAUCCUGCGAGCGACCAACAAUGCCAACCUCCAGUCUGGCUCAGCUGCCAGCAGUGGAGGUGGUGGCAGCAGUGGCACUGGAGGAGGAGGAGCAGGAGCAGGAGCAGGAGCAGGAGCAGGAGGAGGAGGAGGAGCAGGCGCAGGCGCAGGAGGAGGAGCAGGUGCAGGUGCAGGCGCAGGCGCAGGCACGGGAACUGGAGGAACCCAGAGUCCCGCCGCCCCCGGAGGGAUAUCCCAGCACCUGACGUACACAUCUUACAUCCUCAAGCAGACACCUCAGGGCACGUUUUUAGUUGGCCAGCCAUCCCCCCAGACAUCUGGAAAACAGCUGGCUCCAGGUUCAGUGGUCCAGGGAACACUGGGAGUCAGCACAGCUUCUGCACAAGGGCAGCAAACAUUGAAAGUCAUUUCUGGACAAAAAACCACUUUAUUCACCCAGGCAGCUCCUGGGGGACAAACAUCUCUGAUGAAAAUAUCAGAUAGCACAUUGAAGACUGUGCCGGCCACUUCACAGCUCUCAAAGCCUGGAACCACAAUGCUGAGAGUAGCAGGAGGGGUAAUCACAACUGCUACUUCACCAGCUCUGACCCUCUCAGCGAAUGGCCCUGCACAACAGUCAGAAGGAACAGCACCCAGUGCGUCAUCUACUGUAGGUCCCGUGAUGAAAACUUCUGGGCAGCAGCAAGUGUGCGUGAGCCAGACCACCGUAGGAACCUGCAAAACCGCCACCCCGUCUGUUAUCAGUGCCACGUCCCUGGUGUCCACACCGAACCCCAUCUCCGGAAAAGCCACAGUGUCAGGUCUGUUAAAGAUUCACUCCAGCCAGUCCAGCCCCCAACAAGCUGUCCUGACGAUCCCCAGCCAGCUCAAACCACUCAGUGUGAACACAUCUGGAGGUGUGCAGACUAUCCUGAUGCCUGUGAAUAAGGUGGUUCAGUCAUUUUCUGCCAACAAGUCCCCCGCUGUUCUGCCAGUGGCCACUCCGGCUCCAGUUGUGCCCAGCCCUGCAUCAGCAGCAGUCCCAAAAGUAAAGACGGAACCAGAAACGCCUGUGCCAAGCUGCCUUUCUCAGGAGAGUCAGACGGCAGUGAAAACAGAAGAAAGUUCUGAGCUGGGAACCUAUGUCAUUAAGAUAGACCAUUUAGAGACCAUCCAACAACUCUUAACUGCAGUGGUUAAGAAAAUCCCAUUGAUCACUGCAAAAAGUGAAGAAGCCAGCUGUUUUUCUGCGAAGUCUGUGGAGCAGUACUACAGUUGGAACAUAGGGAAAAGGAGAGCUGCUGAGUGGCAAAGAGCAAUGACAAUGCGCAAAGUCUUGCAAGAAAUACUGGAGAAGAAUUCACGCUUCCACCACCUGACUCCCCUUAAAACCAAGCAUAUUGCUCACUGGUGCCGCUGCCACGGCUACACCCCGCCAGACCCCGAAAGCCUGAGGAGCGAGGGCGACUCCAUUGAGGAUGUGCUGACCCAGAUCGACAGCGAGCCGGAGUGUCCGUCCUCCUUCUCCUCUGCUGACAACCUCUGCCAGAAGCUGGAGGACCUGCAGCAGUUUCAGAAAAGGGAGCCAGAGACCGAGGAGGAGGUGGAUAUUCUCAGCUUCUCAGAGCCGCUGAAGAUAAACAUCAAAAAAGAACAGGAGGAGAAACAGGAAGAGACAAAGUUCUACCUGCCACCCACACCAGGCUCUGAGUUCAUUGGAGACGUCACACAGAAGAUUGGGAUCACCCUGCAGCCUGUGGCCCUUCACAAGAGUGUGUAUGCGUCGGUGGUGGAGGACAUGCUCUUAAAGGCCACGGAGCAGCUGGUGAGUGACAUCCUCAGACAGGCGUUGGCAGUUGGAUACCAGGCAGCUUCUCACAACAGGAUUCCCAAAGAAAUUACCGUCAGUAAUAUUCACCAGGCCAUUUGCAACAUUCCUUUUCUGGAUUUCCUCACAAACAAACACAUGGGGAUACUGAACGAAGAUCAGUGAGCAGAAGGAAGAUACCCCUGGGAAAGCAGGAUCCAAAGUUGUGAACUGUGAUGGCUCUUCUGUUUGGGGAAGGAGGCUGCUUCCUGUGGACCUCAGGCUAUCACAGCUACCAGACCACUGCCUCCACCUAAUUUAGUGUAACGUGUUCAGUCCCAGAUCACAUCUCUGUAGGACAGAAGUUCAUAUCCUGAUUAUAGAGGGAAGCUGUGAGUAGAUGUUCUAUCAGCCUUAAUCUGCUCUCCCUCUGUCAGACCCCAUGAGAGAGUCUCAGAGCUGGGCCAGCCGAGGCUUGAGGACCAGGUCCUGUUCUCAGGCUGUCCUCAGGAGGUGCAACCUUGGACCCAAGACCCCAAAGGCAGAGACUGACGGCUGGAGAAUUGCCCCAUUACACCCAGAGGGGGGCGGGACUUCAGCUCUCAGCUGGCAGCCGCAGUAGGAGGAGCCCCAAACAGCUGGAGCGGCAGCUGCAGGAAGUGGUGCUGCCUGCGGAAACCAGGAAGGCCCAGGAGGCUGCGGAUGGAGCAGAGGAGCAUUAGCACGUUUUCAGCACUGUCAAAGGGUAGGCAGGUGGGUCAGGAAAGAAUGAAUUCUUAAUAUUAGUAAUAGAUGGCUUUCACAAACCCUGGGAAGGGCCCGACCAUCCCGCUGUGUGUGCUGAACCUCUCUGCGGGCCCUGCAGAGCCACCCCCGCCACAGGCUCCACUGUGAUUGGGGGGACUGCCCUGUUCUUCUGUCAAGAUUUUUCCAAGAAGAAAAGUGUUUCAAAGAAUCACUUAGGAGUGCCUUAAAGAUAGGAAUAGCCACCGAAGCCAAGAGACAGGUCAGUGCUUAAAAGCGGUAUCAAUAGAUUGUGUCUAGAAGCAGCUUCUCAGUGGGGAGGCUGGCAGCCUGGUGUUCAAUACCACUAAAGAGUCAGCCCAGCGUCAUCAGUGUGGCGGGUAAGGCAUUGGACUCAAGCACGGGGUUCUAGGUUCAAUCCCUGACAUGGAAUGAGCCCUUCUCACUCUUGAAUGAAUUUUUUU